Copidosoma floridanum is the source of this 2706-nucleotide messenger RNA. RefSeq names its product CDK5 and ABL1 enzyme substrate 2. Gene Ontology annotation, biological process: regulation of cell cycle. Lineage: Eukaryota; Metazoa; Arthropoda; Insecta; Hymenoptera; Encyrtidae. The record is from RefSeq and is a predicted model, not a curated record.
UUCAAGAACUUUCGGUCAUCGCGGUCACGGGUCGUUGAGCUUGCAGCAGUACUUUAUCACAAAGCGUUGUUUUACCAGCUAGUUAUUGUUGUUGUUUUUUUUUUCGUUGAGUGUAUAUAAGUGCUAGACAAGACAACGUAGGGUAUAUCAGACACUUGCACAAGUUGUGGAGUGCAGAGCUCUGCUGGCCAAAAGGGCCGAGAGCAGAGAGGGUAUAACGUAGUGUAGAAAAGCGAACGUUGGUGAUGUCAGCGGCUUCACGGCUUUCGAGCUUUAGUGCGCGAUUUGUUCUCGUGACUAUGGAGGAGUUAAGAACUAAGUGUGCGCCUCUGGGUGAUAAACACAAAUCGUCGUGAUCCUGGUUUUUCUGCCCCAGCGGCCUUGUGUAGUUGCUGCUGCUGCUCCUCCUCCUCUUCAGCUUCUCCAUCUACAUAUUUUUGUCUAGCUAUACAUACACGGUUUUCUCUGCUGACUGCAGUGGCCAGGCCACUUAUUUGUCACAUAUAUAUGUAUUGAGACAGAUUAACCCAGAAUAUUUGCUGUUGACUUGUUACUGAGGAAUGGCAGCAGCCCUUAAGAAAAAUCAUUCUCGUCGCAGGCUGGCUGCAUUUACGUUUCUUUCCAAUAUAUCAUUGGAUGGAAGUCAUCAAGACACGCGACUAGUGCUUUUACCUUGCAAUGGCGUACUAAACAAUGGAAACUGUGAUGUUCAAGCAGUGCUAACUAAAAAUAAUCAUGCUAACAAUCAGGCUCCCUGGGACUGCAUUUUAGAUAAUUUGCACGACGAGAGCGUCGAUCAAUGUAAAAGACUGAGCGAAUCACCACAGCUUGCUGUGCCUUAUCAUCAUGUAACAGAUCCUUUCAGCUCUGACUCUGAGACUGCCGUUACCCCAGCAAAGGCAUCUUAUACUCAUCCUCAACACUUGCCAGCACAUCAUAGCUCGUUUAGAGAACGUGCUGGAACAGUCGGGAGCGAGUAUUGUUUGAUAGAAAAAAGAGUUGGAUCUGUGCAAUACAAAAGAAGAAUCACUCAUCAAACAUCAACUUUAUCAGAAGAUGUUAAAAACCAAUACAACAGUAGCAAUGAAAGUUUAGGAUCUUUAAGAUCAAAAACCACUUCACAAUCAUCAAAGUCAAAAGCCAAAGCCUUGAACAGUUUACAAACUGGUUGUAUGAAUAUACCAGAAGUAGCUAAAGAAUUGCGUUUUAUGAAAAAGCCCAUUGAAGGUCACAAAUUUACGGAUGACAGAGUAAUUUUAGUAUCAUCAAAAAAAGUACCGUUUUUAGUUUUUUCAUCGCUACCCUACAGCAAAGGACAACGCACCAGUUGCUUACAAAGCGUUAGGAGUAACUCACCUAUCUUCAAAAAUCUCUCCAUCUCCAAUACAAUUUUGAAAAGGUCAGAAUUACGAAAAGAUGCCGGUCGCAGGAAAAAUACGAUAAAUUCAAGACCUCUAUCUUCCAUCAACGAUAACUUAGAUCCUUAUCGUUUACUGGGUAUUGAAAGAGCUCAAGAUGGUCAGUUGAUUUCUUAUCGAAAAUUGCUUACACCUUCUAGACAUUUUCAAAAGGAGCGAAAGACACAUUUAAGUGACAGUGACGUUAUAGAUUUUGUGCAUGCUAACAAUAGCAAUAAACAUCAUGUUGUAUCAAGGUGUUUAUCUUAUGAUAUGUCAUCGAAUCGUAUACAACACGUAUCAGAAUCCCCACCAGUGAUAUUAGCGACUGAAGGAAAAGUUCUCGAGUGGAAUGAUGAAAUCCAAUAUAAUCCCAAUUUACUUGACGAUCCAGAACUAAUCGCAGGAAAGCACCGCACAUUGCUCACGUUUACAUCAUAUAUGGCAUCAGUCAUUGAUUACGUGCGACCGUCGGAUCUUAAGAAAGAAUUGAAUGAUAAGUUUCAUGAAAAAUUUCCGCACAUUCAGCUGACUUUGAGUAAAUUACGAAGCUUGAAACGAGAAAUGAAAAAAAUUGCAAAAAUGGAAAGUGGAGUGGAAAUGUUAACGGUCGCUAUGGCCUACGUUUAUUUUGAAAAAUUAAUUCUAAGAAAUGUUGUUACGAAACAGACUCGUAAAUUGUGUGCUGGCGCUUGUUUGUUACUUGCUGCCAAACUGAAUGAUGUCAAGGGCCAAGUAUUGAAAUCACUUAUUGAGAGAACAGCAAAUGUUUUGCGUUUAAACAGAAGAGACCUUUUGGCGUCAGAAUUUGCAGUACUCGUUGCACUUGAAUUUGGCUUGCAUCUUCCAACUUGGGAAGUAUUUCCCCACUAUCAACGUCUUAUAUACGAAUCUUGACCCAUUAUUUAUUUAUUCUAAGUACCUGUACCUGAUUUGACCCGUAGCGUCCUAAAUUUUAUGCUAAAGGCUUUCAGCUAAACAAAAAAUACAUACACCAAAUAAUGGUUUACGCUUUUUGAGCCAACGAUUCUUGUUAAAAUUUUGUUAUUUGAAACUUAUAGGUCUUUAGUAUGAUAUUUUUUACUAAUUAUAUUUUAUAUCAUAUUAAUAUUGAUUGGUCACAUUAAUUCAUUUGUUUAUGUAAUAAGACUGAUGGUUAUUGGAUGACAAACAUAUUUAUAUUUUACUUGGUAAACAAAAUUUAUCUCAUUUAUAUUUGGAAACGUUGUUUAUAUAUUUUAAAAAUUUUAUUUUUUAAACAUUUAUAGACUAGUCUUAGUAUUUAUCAUGAAAUUACUUUAAAAAUUGA